This is a messenger RNA of Paramecium pentaurelia, 471 nucleotides long. NCBI's taxonomy places the organism in Eukaryota, Ciliophora, Oligohymenophorea, Peniculida, Parameciidae. The record is from the annotation of a GenBank genome assembly.
UAUGAUCAUUAAAGGCUUUGAUUUAGAAAGUGCUUUUUAAGUAUUAUUCUUAAAUGAUAAGCAUAGGUGAUGGAUUUCCUAUAAAUUGACAGACCUAAUGUUUAUUAUUUGAGUAGCUUAAAAAGAUUAGACGAUCAAAUAAACUCUGUAUAAAAUUUAAAUAGAAGUUCUAUAAUUCUAAAAACAGAUCUGGAUUUAGAUUAAACUAUAUAAAAUUCAUUGCUUUAAUCUGAAAUUCUCAACUUUCCAAUAUUUAGUCAAAGAUUAAUUGAAACAUAAAGGUAUUAAUGUAAAUAAAUAAUUAUUAGAAAUUCAUAAAUUCUACCUUCUGAAUAUUAAGCAACAUCUGAAAUCUUCAAUCAAUAAUAAAUCAGCUUUAUAUCAUUUGGAUAGUAGGAUUUACAAAAUAUAAAUGAAGAGCCUUAAAUAAAUAAAAUUUAAUCUUCAAUAUUUGUGAACAAAAAAUAAUGA